AUGGGUUUAGACGAGCCGGCACAGUCCCCGGAGGGGCGUGCAUCAGCGGAUGUAAAGAAAGCUGCCAACGACGAGAAGCAGGAGCAACAUACAGAGACCACCGCCACGGUGGUUAAUUCAGGAGAUGACGCGGUAAUAAACGUGGAAGAAAAGCCCGCCGAGGACAAGGUCAAGGAGGAAGACAAGGGCGGCUUCGGUGCCUACCUGGCACUUCCGUUAAUGACCAUUGUUUUUGGCACGUUCGUGGAUGAGUUCAAUGACUAUGGGAUGGGCCUGUCGUCCCCCGAGAAGCUGAGGAGUGCCAUUUCGAAAAACGCAUUGUACUUUGUAUAUCUUUUCAUCGGCAAACUUUUCGCUGUCUACAUACAUACCACCUGUUUUACAAUUACUGCCAUCCGCGGCGUGCGUCGUCUACGAUUAGAGUAUAUCAAAGCCAUCUUGAGGCAGGACAUGGCCUAUUUUGACACAUAUACGCCAGGCUCCGUCGCUACUCGCAUAUCGAACAAUGCAAAUCUCAUCCAAAAUGGCUUAUCGGAAAAAGUAGGAACCGCAGUGCAGGGGUUCGCUAUGCUCAUUACCGCAUUUAUAGUUGCAUUUACCAGAAGCUGGAGACUUACCCUUCCAGUUGCCACUACCAUCCCAACCGCCGUCAUAAUCGUGGGAAUAACGGUUUUGUUGGACACCAAAGUGGAAGCAAAGAUCCUAGAUAUCUAUUCAAAAGCCGGAGGCCUUGUCGAAGAAACGCUAGGAAGUAUCCGAGUCGUCGUUGCAUUUGGUGCUGGGGGGAAGUUGCGUAAAAAAUAUAAUGAACAUUUGGAGACUGCGAAGAAAAUCGGAUUGAAAAAGGGGCCGAUCCUCGGCGUUCAGUAUAGCUCCGAGUUUUUCAUCAUGUAUUGCGCAUAUUCGCUUGCGUUCUGGUAUGGCGUCAAGCUUAUCCAGAAAGGCCAGAUUGGAUCUGGUGGAGAUAUUCUCACCGUGUUAUUUUCGGUGGCACUAGGCACCUCCGCCCUCACAAUGAUUUCCCCUACCAUGGGCGACUUUACCAAAGCCGGAGCAGCUGCCAACGACGUCUUAAACAUGAUUGCGAGAGCCCCCGAUAUCGAUUCUAUGGGUCAAGAAGGCUUGAAGCCCGAAGAAGUCAAAGGAGAGCUCGAACUGUCCGAAGUUUCGUUCUCUUACCCUGCGAGACCGACUAUCCAGGUCUUGACCAACGUCUCCCUCAAAUUUCCUGCAAAAAAAGUCACGGCACUUGUUGGAUCUAGUGGAAGUGGCAAAAGUACGAUUGUCGGGCUGCUGGAGCGUUGGUAUGAUCCCGCGGCGGGUACUCUCCGGCUGGAUGGCCAAGAUAUAAAGGAUUUGAAUGUAAAAUGGCUGAGGAGCCAGAUUGGUCUCGUCCAACAGGAACCUAUCCUUUUCAACGAUACUAUCUAUAACAACAUCGUACACGGCCUUCACGGGACUGAAAUGGACAAUUACGAAGAAGAAAAGAAGAGAGAGCUGGUUCGGGAAGCAUGCAUUGAAGCAAAUGCAGACGAGUUCAUUCAAACGUUCCCCAAAGGGUAUGACACCGUUGUUGGUGAACGGGGAAGUCUUUUGAGCGGAGGCCAGAGACAAAGAGUCGCCAUUGCUCGCAGUAUCAUCUCCAACCCACAUAUACUCCUCCUUGACGAAGCGACCUCUGCGUUGGAUCCUCGAGCCGAAGCCGUCGUCCAAGCCGCUCUUGACAAAGUCUCGCGAACGCGUACUACGAUCCUGAUCGCCCAUAAGCUGUCCACCGUCAAAAAGGCUGAUAAUAUUGUCGUUAUGAGUAAAGGCGAAGUCAUCGAACAAGGCACACACGAGGAGCUCCUGGAAACUCAGGGUGCAUACUGGAAAUUAGUCAACGCGCAAAGUCUCUCCACGGUUGCCGAUGAGAACACUUCCGACACCGAAAACGAUUCUCAGGAUAAUCAACUUGCAGAUUUAGAAAAGGCUGUUACUACAAAAUCGGUUCGCAGCAAUGUCGACAUUGAAGCUCCGGCUGAAAAUCCCGACGUGGCUCGCAAAAUGUCUCUUUUCCAAUGUCUGGUUAGAAUCUUCUACGAACAGCGGCGCCAUUGGGUCUAUUUCACUUUGGGUGGAAUCGCUUCGUUCUGCGGCGGCGGCGCCUUUCCCGCGCAGGCUGUCCUGUUCGCAAAGAUUGUGACCAUUUUCCAGCUCCCAGAGGCCGUGAUUGGCGACCGUGUGAGCUUUUGGGCUCUUAUGUUUUUUGUUCUCGCGCUUGGCGUCUUGCUUUCCUACGCAUCCAUCGGGUUUUUCUUGACAAUUGCAGCCUUUCGGGUAUCACGAUUCUACCGCAGCGAAUAUUUUGGUGCCAUGUUGUCGCAGGAUAUCGAAUUCUUCGAUAAUCCCGAGAAUUCCUCUGGGAGUUUGACUGCGCAACUCUCGACGCACCCGCAAGCGUUGCAGGACUUGAUUUCUUCGAAUAUCGGGUUGAUUCUUAUUGUCAUCGUGAAUCUACUAUCAUGCACAAUAUUGGCUCUUGCCACGAAUUGGAAAUUAGCUCUUGUUGCUCUUUUCGGGUGCCUUCCGGCACUUUUUAUGGCUGGUUUCACUCGAAUGCGCUUGGAGAUGAAAAGUCAAGACAGGAGUGCCAAACUAUACCUCGAAAGUGCACGUUUUGCGUCCGAGGCUGUUGGAGCGAUCCGUACCGUUUCGUCCUUGACGCUAGAAACAAAAGUCUAUGACAGCUAUGCGGAACGCCUAAGGGUGCCUGUUACCAGGUCAUACAAGCAUACCGUGAUCAGUAUGAUAUUCUUUGCCCUUUCUGAAAGUGUAGAUUUGGCCGCCAUGGCUUUGGCAUUCUGGUAUGGAGGGCGCCUGAUUACGGAGGGCGAGUACGAUGCCGAGACGUUCUUUAUCGUGUUUGUGGCUGUUGUUUUUGGCGGACAGGCCGCAGGUUUCCUUUUUGGGUUCACUUCGAACACGACAAAGGCACACUCCGCCGCGAACCAUAUUUUGCACUUGCGGGACCAGGUCGCUCCUAUCAAUGGCUCGAAAGGAGAGCCUCUGCCAAAGGAUGAAACUGAUGUUGCGAUUGAAUUCAAAGAUGUAUCUUUUCAUUAUCCAAGCAGACCAGAUCAUGCGGUGCUCCGAAAGAUCAAUUUCAAGAUCUAUCGUGGACAGAACGUUGGGCUUGUGGGAGCUUCAGGGUGCGGCAAAACCACGAUCGUUGCGCUACUAGAACGUUUCUAUGAUAUCAGCUCCGGUGAGAUUCUCAUCAAUGGAAAAUCCAUAUCGGCCGUCGACAUCAAUGCCUACCGAGAAAGUGCCAGUCUGGUGUCGCAAGAAACGACAUUGUAUCAAGGUUCAAUCAAAGAAAACGUCACGCUUGGAAUCCACUCCACUUCAGUCUCCGACGAGGAAAUCAUCCAAGCCUGCAAGGACGCGAAUAUCAACGAUUUCAUUCAAUCACUGCCAGAGGGUUAUAACACAGAAUCCGGUUCGCGCGGACUCACGUUCAGUGGAGGUCAGCGACAGCGCCUUGCCGUUGCACGAGCGCUUCUCCGGAAUCCCGAAUUUUUGUUUUUGGACGAAGCGACCAGCGCACUCGACACUGAGAGCGAACGUGUUGUUCAGGCAGCCCUGGAAACAGCGAAGAAGGGAAGGACCACCAUUGCUGUUGCGCAUCGCCUAAGUACUGUGCAAGACUGCGAUGCAAUCUUUGUGCUGGACGCUGGUAGGAUUGUGGAACGCGGAACCCAUCAAGAGCUUCUGAGGAAGAAGGGUCGGUAUUACGAGAUGUGCCAGGCACAGAGUCUCGACAGAGAGGCAUGA
Uncinocarpus reesii 1704 is the source of this 3816-nucleotide messenger RNA. RefSeq lists its product as uncharacterized. NCBI's taxonomy places the organism in Eukaryota, Fungi, Ascomycota, Eurotiomycetes, Onygenales, Onygenaceae. Gene Ontology annotation, biological process: transmembrane transport. The record is from RefSeq and is a predicted model, not a curated record. Gene Ontology annotation, molecular function: ABC-type transporter activity; ATP hydrolysis activity; ATP binding. The coding region runs from base 1 to 3816 and encodes 1271 amino acids. Gene Ontology annotation, cellular component: membrane. The transcript is spliced from 7 exons.